AUGACCUUCACCGGGCCGGAGCCCUGGCUCCCAGCAUUGCUGGCAGCUCAGAGGCUAAAAGUGGAGGAGAAGACCUUGGACCUGGAGUUCGAGGUCCUGAGCGUGGGCUUUAACGAGGAGGGCAGGUACGCCCUGCGGCUCUCCGCGGAGAACCCCCUGCAAGCCUGCUCUGGGGCCGGGGUGCGGCUGCAGGUGAAUGACGGGGACCCUCUCCCAGCAUGCUCAGUGGUCACCGAGGUCCUGGAGCAGCAGGAUCCUGGACAGAGCCUGGCCCUCAGCAGGAACAAGUUUACCUUCACUUUGCCCAAAGGGUUCUGCAAAAAUGACGGCCAGCAUGACGCACGGCUGCGUGUCGAGGCUCUGCGGCUGGACGGAGGGGGCUUGGGAGGGGCACCCCGGAGAGUAGGGGAGGCCAUCUUCCCCAUCUACCCGCGCCCGGACCAGCCCCGCAUGAACCCGGCCGCCCAGCAGCACGAGGACCUCUACCGUUACCACGGCAACCUGCCCCUGCUCCGGUCCAGCCAGGACCCCAGCGCACGGCACUGCGGGGCGCUGUCCUACAGCGUGGCCUUCCACGAGCACCGGGCGCAGAGGGCACCUCAGGCCCAGCCCCAGAGCCCCAGGACUCAGGUUUCAAGGAAAGCUCCAACAGAUCAUGAGGUAGAGGCUUCCUGCCGGGGCCCAGCUCAGGCCCCGCCCAGCUCCCAUGAUGACCAGCAGAGGCUCAGCCCUGAGCCAGGAUCCUGGCCACCCCAGGCCCAGCUCUGUUUUUCCUUGCGCAAGGUGAAGGCAGUGAUCCGACCAGCAGGGGUGGUCCCUGAGGGCACCGAGGGCCCUAAGGAACCUUGGAACCCCUUCCAUCUGGCCCCUUCUAAUAAGGAGACUGUGGCGAUCACUCUCCAUGGAGCUGCUGACCUUCCUCUCUGCAGAGACGGCUCGGAGCCGUGGCCUUUCGUGAUUGUAAAAACCACCCCAGAGGAAGCAGACAGCCAGAGCCCCCAAGCCAUGAGCUCUGUGGCCUCGGAACCCACCAGAACCCCCAUGUGGGAGGAGACCGUGGAGGUGGAAAUCCCAGAAGAGGAUGCAGGGCAGAAGGAUCUGGUCAUCAAGGUGAUAGACACGAAGAAGAAGAAGGAGCUGGUGUCCUACGAGAUCCCCAUCAAGUACUUAUGCAUCUUCCACCCCUACCACUUUGAGCUGGUGAAGCCCACUCAGCCCGGAAAACCCAAUGAAGAUGCUGACAAGACGCGACUCUACGCCACCAUCAUUCGGAAAAGCAGCUUUCUUCCUCGCUACAUUGGCUGUGACCACACCGCCCUGGAGGUCUUUCUCCGGGGCAUCAACGAGCCCCUGGCCAACAACACCAGCCCGAUCAUGGUGGUCGCACGCGUGGUGCCUGACUACAAUGAGUUUAAGAACAGCCGGGCCAGCCAGGAUCACAGCUUCAUGGGUCUCCCCAUCACCUCCCUCUCCUUCCCCAUCUCCUCCAUGAUGAACCUUGACGUCCCUCGGGCCAGCCCGAAUGGGUGCCCCCAGCUGUCCAGGCCUGGGAGUUCUCUGGAGCAGCCCGAAUGGAACCAGUCCUUCCUCUUCCAAGGCCGUGAUGGAGCCACCAGCUUCUCGGAGGACAGGGCAUUGGUCCUGGAGUUCUACAGCGCCAUCUCCACGAAAAGCGGGGAGCCCUGGGCCCUCGGCCCCCCUCUGGGCAUCUCUGUGCUGCCGCUGAACAACCGUCUGUACCGCAAGAUGUUGACAGGCCGAGGCCUGAGUGGGCUGCACGUGGAACGGCUUCCCAUCAGUGACACCGGCUUGAAGACCAUCACAGGCGAAGCCCCCACAGUGGAUUUCUCCCUGCAGCUGAUCUCCUCCGAGAGGCCAGAACACUUCUUGACACCUGGCAUCGUCAAGAAUCUACCCAUCCUGGACUUGAAGAUCCUCGACGAGAAACUGGGCUCCAUCCGUGAGUCCUGGUCCAAGCUGUCAGUCAACGUAGCCAGUCCAUCCGCGAUCCAGGAGUUGGAAGAGGAGCCCCAGGUGCUGGAGCUGCCCCAGGACACGGAGAUGAACAACUACCGGCGGGCCAUGCAGAAGAUGGCGGAGGACAUCCUGUCCCUGCGGAGGCAGGUCGGCAUCCUGCAGAGCGAGAACCGCGUGCUCAGGGGUCAGGUGGCCCCGCCGGAGGCCGAAGAGGAGUCCAGCCCGGAGGAGGCCGAGGAGGCCCUGGCAGCCUCCAUGAAGCAGAAAUUGCUCCUGAGCGAGCUGGACCUGAGGAAACUGAGGGAUAAGGUGCAGCACUUACAGAAUGAGCUGAUCCGGAAGAACGACCGGGAGAAGGAGCUGCUGCGCUUAUGCCAGGCCCAGCUGCCGCAGGCCGCCCUGCUGAGGCACUACCAGGACAAGAUGCAGAAGAUGAAGGGCCUGGAGGACACCGUGCGGCACCAGGAGAAGGUGAUCGAGAAGAUGGAGCGGGUGCUGGAGGACAGGCUCCACGAGAGGAGCGAGCCGCCUCCUUCAAGCUGGCCACCAGGAAAGCCCACUGCAGGUGGCCUUCUCCAUAUCCCCCGCCUGCCCACAGUUGAGAACCUGCCGGCCAACCUCUACUCCGUGCUGCUGGCUGAAAACACCAGGCUGCGGGCAGAGCUGGAGAAGAACCACCACCAGUCGGCCCCCAUUAUCCUGCAGCAACAGGCCCUGCCGGAUCUCCUGGGCAGCAGCUCUUCAGACAAGUUUAACCUGCUAGCCAAGCUGGAACGCGCUCAGAAUCGGAUCUUGGCCCUGGAAAACCUGCUGGAGGACUCGGCGCGGCGCUGGGGACGGGAGAAGCAGGACCUGGCCACGCGGCUGCAGGAGCAGGAACACGGCUUUCGGCAUGCCUCCAGCCUUGUCCUCACAGACCCGGCUAAUGUCUUCAUCUCCUCCACGGACCCCCAGCGGCCCCCAAAGCUGGAACCCCAGCAGCCGGGCAAGCCGGCGGCCUCCCCGAAGGAAGCGGCCGACUCCCCCACACCUGAACGGCCUCAUGCCUGA
Messenger RNA from Dipodomys spectabilis (banner-tailed kangaroo rat), 3027 nucleotides. RefSeq names its product coiled-coil domain containing 33 (gene Ccdc33). The transcript has 22 exons. NCBI's taxonomy places the organism in Eukaryota, Metazoa, Chordata, Mammalia, Rodentia, Heteromyidae. Gene Ontology annotation, cellular component: peroxisome. The record is from RefSeq and is a predicted model, not a curated record. The coding region runs from base 1 to 3027 and encodes 1008 amino acids.